CUUCACUCUCCUCUUAUUUGCAUCGAAUUGCUGUCCGACCGGUCGCGACUCGUACAGCGACAUCUUGAAGCUGUUGACACGUCGGCCUGGAGAACAGCGAAGGAACGCGUGGCUUCAAUCGUUGCGACUGCGCCGAUCGCGCCUCAUAUCAGUCAACCGUAGCAUCCCGGCCAUCACCGCCACCACUAGUAGCACCAAGACGUCGGCGAAUUUGUUUACAUCUGUCAGACUCGAAGAGAUAGUAUCCCAUCGUGCGCAUUCAAGGCCAACUCUCUGGACUUUCCAUCAUUGAAUGGAACCUCACCGGCUCGCAAUAGCUGCCCUCGGUCAAGUCGCACAGGCCAUGACUCCGAGCACGAGCACGAGUCGCGAUACCGCGGAUAAAGUCUCGUCGAACGCGACGGGUAUCGACAUGGAACCAUCUACGACGAACAAUAAGAUUGUCGACAAUGCUGCAGGAACCCAUCCGCUUUCACAAAGAUCCUCACAAACUAACAAGACGAUGGCUCGAUAUGAAAUUUACGAAGAGGAGCACGAUACCGCAGGGUCAGGUCGCCGAACAGCAUCUAGUAAUAACUCUCAGUCGACGACCGACAGCCACGAUAUCGUCUCUACGCCUCCAACCUCAUCUACCGAGGCCUUCUCGUCACAAAGCACGAAUGCCGACAGCCAGCUGUCACAGUUAUCUCAACUUUCGCAACUUGCGGCACAACAACCACCUUUAAGUAAUGAAGGUCCGACGCGACCGAGUCUCGCCAUUCCAGCAUCUGCUGGUCAAAAGAGGACAGCCGAUGGACAAGUGAAGGCAUCAUCAAGUUCACCGGACAGUGCGAAGCCUCGAGGACACUCACGAAACACAAGUACGGUCAGUAAUGUGUCUUCUGUCGCCAGUAGUCGGAUUGGAGAGCUUUCUUCUGAACUCCGGACGCGUCUCUCUUACGCCAUGAUCAAAGUCAACAAUGGAUGGCAAGCGAAUACAAUUGAUGAGGUAGAGACGCUUGCUUCUCAAGCUGGAUCUCCAACCUCCUCUUCUUCGACUCUACAGGGUCGUCGCAAUCAAAUAACUUCUCCACGUACCGCAAUUGCGAAUGUACAAGGGCAACCAAGUAACAUGUCUUCGGUUUCGCAAGCUCAUACGGCCGAUUUCGAUUUAUACUCUAGGAAUGAUCCUCCAUCUCGAACAUAUGAGUCUUUCUGGCGCGACCAUUCAACCACAAGUUACCCAGCUCCAAGGACGGCCCUUCCUCAUGGACCUAUCACUUCUCCGCCAUCUACUUCUCUAGGACCCCCCGCUGAUAUUCGUCCUACUCCUACGUCUCGCAGAUCUGGAACUCCCAAAUUCAGCAAACCACCCACCCUCCCAAAUCAUGGCUCUAACUCGCCUUACAAUGCCUCAGCUCCUCGCACACCGCACCGUUCCGACCUGAGAGAGAACGCUACUAUGCAGACGCCCACGCAGAAAACAAUUCAAGAGCAGGAUGCGAUUGAAACUUUGUUGUUCAUGAGCAGUCCUGGAAACUCGGGAAAUAUGGGUCAUGCGUUUCCACCGCCAAGAAAUCACGGUUCACCUCAGCAGAGCCCCUUACGUGCCGAGUUCAACGUCCAUGCCAGAGUUGCUCCAGGUAGAAGAGUGGAAUUCGAACCUACAGCCACUAGUGCCAGCACAGAGAGUAGUGAAGCUGGAGCUCCUGAGUACAAACGCCACGUGAGAGGAAAGGUUGUCACGAGAGACAGAAUUCGAGGACAAGCUAUUGACCGUCUUUUGGAUGAGAUGGGUGACUCAAGCAGUGACGAGGAAGAGAUACCCUUGAACUAUUCUAGUCCAAGACGAGUCACUGCUGGAAGGGUGUGAUAGCAGCCAAGUGGCUAUAUUUGAAAGUAAAUACAUUGAGACGACUUCUUUUGCAUAUAUGGAGUUCUUGCCUGCAUCUCUAGUGACGCAGAGCUUUUUUUUGUGGGCGUCACACGAUACCCUUUGAUACUGUUACUUUCAGCUCAAGGCUACG
This is a messenger RNA of Mollisia scopiformis, 2006 nucleotides long. RefSeq lists its product as uncharacterized. The coding region runs from base 293 to 1852 and encodes 519 amino acids. NCBI's taxonomy places the organism in Eukaryota, Fungi, Ascomycota, Leotiomycetes, Helotiales, Mollisiaceae. Gene Ontology annotation, cellular component: SBF transcription complex; cytoplasm. The record is from RefSeq and is a predicted model, not a curated record. Gene Ontology annotation, molecular function: transcription coregulator activity. The transcript has 2 exons.